Molecule: messenger RNA, 2441 nt
Organism: Caenorhabditis auriculariae
Lineage: Eukaryota; Metazoa; Nematoda; Chromadorea; Rhabditida; Rhabditidae
Source: the annotation of a GenBank genome assembly
AUGGUAAGAAAAUAAUGAAUAAUAUUCAGUUUUUUUUUCCUUGUUCAGGGUGCAAAUGGAUCGUCUCAGCUCGAAAAAGAAAUAAAUGGAGACACGCUUAUCGGCAACGAGCACUACUAUGGAUUAGUGAAUGUUUGCUUUUUUUGAUUUUGUCGAAGAUUUUAUUUUUCAGUUUGGGAAUACCUGUUAUUGUAAUUCGGUGAUCCAAGCACUGUACUUCUGUCGCCCGUUUCGCGAAAAAAUUCUUCAGUACAAACAACAACUGAAAAAGACAGGUUUUCUUUUGUGUCUAUGACUUUGCAAAGUAUAAUACAUAUAAAUUUUCAAAACUUUUCUAAACUGAAAAAUACUCAUUUUUCUGUCAUUAAUGCUGAGUGAUGUUGAAUUUAGUUUUUGUUUCUAAUAAUGAAUUCGUUUUAUUAAAAUUUUUUUUAUUAUAGCGAAAGAGAACCUCGUCAUGUGUUUGGCGGAUCUUUUUCACAACAUCGCUACGCAGAAACGACGCGUAGGAACUAUCGCUCCGAAGAGGUUCAUCACGAAAUUGAAAAAAGAGAACGGUUAGAAAAGCUCAAUUUCAAUCAAGUUUUGAAAUCUAUUUAGAGCUUUUCGAUAACUACAUGCAACAAGACGCGCACGAAUUUCUAAAUUAUCUACUGAACACCAUUUCCGAAACCUUGCAAGAGGAAAGAAAUGCGGACAAAGAAAGAGUUCAAAAAAGCUUGAAGAAAGGUGCUGUAACCGUGAACAUCAGUCCAGCCACCGCCGGUUUAAAUGAAAAGAAAGAAGACGAAAAGUAUUUUUCUUUCAAAUCAAAAUAUGAUUUUAAUUGAACUUUGAAGGGGAAAAACUGAAACGACUUGGAUUCACGAGAUUUUUCAAGGAACCUUAACGAACGAAACGCGAUGCCUGUGCUGCGAAACUGUAGGGUUCUUUUUAUCUCUAACACGUUAUUUUGACUCAAACGUUGUAGGUUUCAAGCAAAGAUGAAGACUUCCUCGACCUUUCUGUUGAUGUUGAGCAAAACACGUCGAUCAGUCAUUGUUUGCGCGUGUUCAGUGAGACUGAAACGCUAUGUGGCGACCAGGUUUGUCGUGGGAAAAUCAUUUUUUGCUGUUCAGUUGUCGCCUUGGUGUAUUUUCUGAAAGAAAUAGUUUAAUUUAUAAAUUAUUUAGUCGAUUCUAGAAACAUCGACAAUUAUAAGAAUUAGAACCGAAUGAAAAAAAAAAUGUAAAAAAGGCAAAAAACGAACGCCGCUCCAUUAUUGGACCAUUUCCUGCCGCAAAUAAUUUCGGUUCAAGCGGAUUUUUCGUGAGAGACAACGAAGCCAGUGGCUCGAAAGUCUUGAAAGGAAAAAAAGCCAUGAAUGGACCUCGAAAACGUGGAGUCUUUUUUUAGAAAUACUUUUGUGAGACGUGUUCUUCUAAGCAGGAGGCUCAGAAGCGCAUGCGGAUCAAACGGCUUCCACAAAUGCUUGCUCUUCACUUGAAGAGGUUUUUUUUUGUUUUUGUUUCUUAACUUGACAAAUAUAGGUUUCAAAAAAGUCUCGUUCAGAUUCAAAUAUGUCGAUCAACUCAAUAGACACACGAAGCUUUCGUACCGAGUCCUCUUUCCACUGGAACUGCGAUUGUUUAACGUAGUUAGUCUUUUUUUUUUUUCAUUGAGAAGAUAUUGAAUAUUGAGGGCAAACUGUGUGGUCAUAGGAAUUUCUUUUUUAUUUUCUUUUUUUGAGUUCUUUAUUUCAUUUUAUCUUAUAUAAUGGUUGAUCUGUCGCUGGCUCGUUCCUCAAUAUGAAUGGAAAUUGAAUCGUAAAAUAUAUAUGACCUGAUGAUAAUUGAAGGGUUAGUGUUCUAAAAGAGACGCUAUAUAGAUUUUCCUACUGUCGCCUCAUUCGAAAACGCUUUUUGAAUUAGAAAAAAAGCGUCGAAAUCGUCUUGACGAAUUUUUUUUCUGAAGCGGAUAAAUGCCACUUGUCAGCAAGAGCUCGCGUAAAGCAAACCUUAUCGUAUUUAUUCUUUGCACCGCAGACAAGAAAAAGUUCGUAAAGAUCUUUUUCCGUUUCCAAGCUAAAGAUCAGUACAUAUUCAGCGGUGGCUUGAGGAUUUCAUGUGAACCUGCUGAUUGGUGGGGUUUCAGAGCGACGACGCGACAAACAGCGACCGAAUGUACGAUUUGGUUGCCGCGGUUGUCCACUGCGGCGCGACUCCCAACCGUGGUCACUACAUCACCCUCGUUAAGAGCAAUUCUUUUUGGCUUCUGUUCGAUGACGAUAUUGUGGAGGUAGUUGUAUUUUAAAAAAAUUUUUACAAAACAAAAAUUUAGAAAAUGGAAAUUAGCUCGAUGGAGGAGUUCUCUGGAUUAUCAGAUGGAGGUAUGCAGAAGAACUCGGAGUCUGCGUACAUUCUUUUCUAUCAGGCCCGCGACAGCGAAACGCCCAAAAUUAA